Molecule: messenger RNA, 1430 nt
Organism: Symsagittifera roscoffensis
Lineage: Eukaryota; Metazoa; Xenacoelomorpha; Acoela; Convolutidae
Product: 4-galactosyl-N-acetylglucosaminide 3-alpha-L-fucosyltransferase 9-like
Exons: 4
Coding region: 87-1391 (434 amino acids)
Cellular component (GO): membrane
Molecular function (GO): alpha-(1->3)-fucosyltransferase activity
Source: RefSeq, a predicted model, not a curated record
GCAAAAGUCAUCGUUUUAGUUGCUGUAUGUGUUUGGUUAAUCAUUGAACAUUUUUUUAAAAAAAAGCAAAACUGAUAUUACCAAAAAUGACUAAUUGCUUAACUUUUUUUCAAACAGUUUUUCUUCGAUUUCACUUGCCGAAAUCUGGAAAGAUUUGGAUAUUCAUUAUUUUACUAACCUGCUUUUUGAGUGUUACCAUCAUAAAAAAGUUUCUCUUCAUUUGUUGUCGAGGUUUGUCACAAAGCGCCGACAUCUCCCCUGCAAAUAUCACCUUAGAGCUUAUUCAUACUAAGGACAAGAAGGUUCUGCUGAUUCCCAAAAAGGACUAUUCGAAUGGAAUGCUGGACAUGUAUUUCAAUGGAAAUGCCCGAUCUACAUGUAAUUUGGACUUCAAUUGUCAAUUCUCCUCCUCGCAACUGUUGAAGAACGCGAAAAAACUGUCUCGGUACGACUUGAUUGUAAUUGGAGAAAAUAGAGGAAUGCGAACAAUGCUUCAGUUUAUUCGAGAAAAAGAUUAUUCAAAAUGGCGAAGCAAAGAUCAACUGUGGGCCUAUUUUGGAGUUGAAUCUUCACAAAGACCGACACCAUACUUGUUAGGGGCUGAAAAAGAAUAUCAGAAUGCAUUCAACUGGACAGUUUUUGCAUCGCCUCGCGCCACAAUUUAUCGGCCUUUUUGGUACAUCCGGGAGUCCACAAAAGAGACAAGAAAACAAUCCAAACAACUCAUUUCAGGACUCAAGUCGAGGAGAAAAGAUGUUUGCUGGAUAUUCAGCAAUUGUUUUACAGAUUUCUCCCGCAGAAUUGAAUAUGCCACCGAAUUUAUUCGACAUUUUGGGGGUUCUUUCCAUAUUUGGGGCGAUGCCAUCGGCGACUGUUUAAGCGGCUCGACUUGGAAGAAAAAGGUUAAAAGUCACGGAACCAUUGAUGAAAGAAAAGAAGAUAUUUAUUCUCCGCAACAAAACAAAAUGAAAGAUUGCAAGUUUUAUUUCGCAUUCGAAAACUCUGUAUGCGAAGAUUACGUAACAGAGAAGUUUGUCAAUGCGCUGAGUGGUGGAGCAAUACCAAUCGUCAACGGUUGGCGCGCAACUUACGAGAAAAACUUACCAGGGUCAUUUAUUCAUGUUUCGGAUUUUAGCUCUCCUGCUAGUUUAGCGAAAUAUAUCGAAGACUUAUCAAAAAACAAAACAGCGAUGCUAUCCUAUCACCAUUGGCGAAACCAAAAGCGUAUCGAUCCUGCAAAAAUUGAAUCUAUCUGCGAAAUGUGCAAUAGAAUGAAAACAAUUGACAAUCAGAAGGCAAUGGGUAUCGAUGUUAAACCUGAAGUAAUAAGUGAUCCAGUGAAAACAAUACAGAGAUUGCAAACUUGUAUGACGCCAAAUCGCAAAGCGUAACUUUUAAAUAGUAAAAUUGAUGAUGAAUGUUAAUGUAAA